This is a messenger RNA of Priapulus caudatus, 1285 nucleotides long. Its product is annotated as neuropeptide FF receptor 1-like. Gene Ontology annotation, molecular function: peptide binding; neuropeptide Y receptor activity. Lineage: Eukaryota; Metazoa; Priapulida; Priapulimorpha; Priapulimorphida; Priapulidae. Bases 109 to 981 code for a protein of 290 amino acids. The transcript is spliced from 3 exons. Gene Ontology annotation, cellular component: membrane. Gene Ontology annotation, biological process: G protein-coupled receptor signaling pathway. The record is from RefSeq and is a predicted model, not a curated record.
UCGUCUUCGUCGUCGGCGUCGUCGGCAACGCGUUCGUGCUGGCGGUGGUCGCGGCGGCAGGAACAUGUGGAACGUUCACAACCAACAUGUUCAUUUUCGAACCUCGCAAUGGCCGACCUCUUCGUCCUCGUCUUCUGUUUGCCCUUCAACCUACUCAACAGCCUCUACGAGAGUUACAUGUUUACUGCUUCCAUCUGCAAGCUGGUCACGUGGCUCCAAGCCGUCAGCGUCACGGUCUCCAUAUACACUCUCGUCGCUAUAUCUCUGGAGAGGUAUAUCGCCAUCUGUCAUUGCAUGACCAGCGUCAAGAUGAUAACGAACGCCGCCGGCGGCGCUACCGUCGCCGUCACGUGGGCCGGCGCCGCUCUGCUCUUCCUUCCUUGGCUCGUCAACUACACGGUGACGUCGACCGUCGACGGGCGCCACCUGGUGACGACGUGCGGCGACGCGUCGGCGGGACACGUCUGGUUCUUCGUCGCCGUCGUUUUCUCUCUCUGCUACUGCGCGCCGCUCGUCUGCAUCGGCGUCUGCUACGCGAGCAUCGCCGCGCACGUGUGGCGCCGCCGCGUGCCCGGCGAGAGCGCGCGCACGCACGAGCGCGCCACCCAGCGGCAGAAGAUCCGACUCGCGAAGAUGGUCGCCGUCGUCGUCGCGCUGUUCGCGCUCUCCUGGCUCCCCCUGUACGCGGUCUUCAUCGGCUACUACGCGGGCGCCAUCUUGGAGUCUCACGCGCUGCACGUCGCCGUGCCGUUCCUGCAGUGGCUCACCGUCAGUAACUCCGCUGUCAACCCCGUGCUCUACGCUUGGCUCAAUGCCAAGUAUCGCCGCGGGUUCGCACUGCUGCUGACCAGCCGGCAGUGUUGCGGACACCUCCGCUGGGAGAACAACCGUCUGUCGUCGUCGUCGUCGACGACGAGGACUAACCGCGACGCGUCGGCAAAGAUAUACGCGUCGGCGAGGCAGUGCAGCUCGCGUGUAUAGCGUAGCGUAGCUGGCGCCGCCGCAGCAUGCGUUGCCGGAGAGACAAGAGUGACGGGAUGACAUGCAUGCCUGCCACCUGGUGGCGAGAUGCGGCACUCUGCUGUAAUCUGACGGGGUGUGUUCGCAGCGGCCCGUUUUUUUGCAUUUUGGCACGAGAGGGCGCUGCACGAUGGCGGCUUAUUAUGGGAUAGCACGCGUACUGCACUUACCCCAUGGGAAUUUGCACAGCAUUUUUGCGGUGGUAUGAAGAUAACAUCAAUGACGUACUCGUUGUUAAUUAAUAUCUUGAAAUAAAUACUAUGUU